AUGCCUUUAAAUGAAUUACCAAGCAGUAGCAAUAAAAUACCCAAGCCACCAACAGAUUUGAUAGUAUUUGUUCCAAUAUUUUUUAGAACUUGAGCAGAUUAUUUUUUUUCAUCAUCUAGGUAUUUAGGAAGAUUUAAUUUAACCCUUUUAUAAUGAUUAAUCAAAGGUGCUUCAUUUUCAUUAAAUAAUUUAUCCUUUAACAUUAUUUCAAGAAUAGGUGGAGAUGA
Molecule: messenger RNA, 227 nt
Organism: Paramecium sonneborni
Lineage: Eukaryota; Ciliophora; Oligohymenophorea; Peniculida; Parameciidae
Source: the annotation of a GenBank genome assembly